This is a messenger RNA of Xenopus laevis (African clawed frog), 8236 nucleotides long. RefSeq names its product A-kinase anchoring protein 12 L homeolog (gene akap12.L). Gene Ontology annotation, cellular component: cytoplasm; membrane. Lineage: Eukaryota; Metazoa; Chordata; Amphibia; Anura; Pipidae. The record is from RefSeq and is marked provisional. Gene Ontology annotation, molecular function: calmodulin binding; protein kinase A binding. Gene Ontology annotation, biological process: regulation of protein kinase C signaling; cAMP/PKA signal transduction; signal transduction.
UCAUUUCAUAGAGGCCAGGGAGGAAGGCAGAGGGGACUACACUGGGAUAUCUUGUUUUCCUCUUUCCAAGUAGCUGGGAUUCUUAUGUAAUUCUAUUCAUCUCCACACAAGCUACACUGGACAUCGGCAGCCUGCUCUUCUAUAGCAGAGGAACUAGUUACUUAUAGAGCUUCAUUGCCUGUGAAAUUAGGGGGCAUCAAGGCACAAACCAAGAUAUCAUUAUCACUAGAGGAAACAAAAAACCAUGCUUGGCACAAUAACCUUAACCGUGGUAGAAGAAGUUUCAACACCAAAUGAAGGGCCAGUGGAAAACAUGGAGGUUAUUCCCAGUGAAGCUACUCCAAAAACUGAAAUAAAGGAACAGGGCCAGGAUGAAGCUCCAGAAGCCACAAAUGCAACUUCAGAAUCACCAGAAGAAUCACCAGAGCAAGCCAAUGAAACCCAGUCCAAUGAAGUUGGGUUUAAAAAAGUUUUCAAAUUUGUGGGCUUCAAAUUCACCGUGAAAAAGGAUAAGGUUGAAAAAUCUGAACCUGUACAGCUGUUAACUGUGAAACAGGAGAAAGUGGAAGUAAAUGGAACAGAAAAUCAUGAAAAGCAAAAUGAUGUUAGUGAUGAAAAUGUGCUGGAAACAGAAGACACCAAAGAAGUAGAGAAACAAUCAGAAACAGAUCCAAUAAUUCAAACAUCUAAGACUCAAGAAGAGGUAUCUGGGGAAAAGCCAAAGAGUGAAGAAGAAACUAAAUUAGAAGAAGAGCAGGUAAAGACACCAGAAUCGCCAACCAACCCACUUGUUGCGGAAACAUCUUCCCCGCUAAAGAAAUUUUUUACACAGGGUUGGGCUGGCCUAAGAAAAAAAACAAGUUUCAGAAAGUCGAAGGAAGAGGAUCAUCAGGAAGUAGAAAAAUAUAUCAUAAGUGAAGAAAAGGAAAAAUCUGAUUCUCAACAAGUCAAAGAGGAAGAUGGGGAGAACCAAAUAAUAGUAAAUGGUGAGACUUUACCAAAGGAAGCAAAUGAAAUUGAAGAAUCAAAGGCAUGUAUAGAUAAGGAAACUCAGCCCAGUGCAAAAGAAUUAGCAAAGCCAGAAGAAUGCCCAACUGAUCAACUGUCAGUUCUUAAAGAAGACAUUAAACUAGAAAAUGCAGACAUAUGUGAAGUACCUGUAACAGAAAGUAUACAAACUUCUGCUGAAGCAGUUCAUGUUUCUGUGCCAACUGAGGUCAGUGAACAGAAGAAAGAAGUUGACACUACAGAAGAUAAUGAUGUAAACAAAGUAACAGUGGUCAGCACUUCUACUGCUACUUCAGAGGAAGUAAAGGAGCCACUUUCAGAAAUGGCACCAGACACUGAAGUCAUCUGUGACAAAGAUAACAAGGACACAGAUACUAAACUGGCCCAGACAGCUACACUCAUAGAGAGCACAGAAGUUGAAAUAUGUCUGGAGCCUAUAAUGACAGAAACUGAACUGUUGUCCUCACAAGAAAAAGCUAAACUUCAAGGUAGCCCUUUACGAAAGCUUUUCAGUGGAAGUGGUUUAAGAAAACUCUCUGGGAAGAAGAAUAAAGGAAAGAAAGAAGAUGACACUAAAGCAGAGAAUACUACAGAAGUACCGGUAUCAUCGGACAUUCCUGAAAGUGAUGGAGAUAACACCUCACCCUCUUCUCCUGAGGAUUCAGCAGAGACCUCACCCACAGAAAAAGGGGCAGAAGAUGCUACCCAGGCAGUAGAAACAGAAGGUGAUGGGGCCACAUCUGAUGGGGAGAGAAAAAGAGAGGGUAUUACACCAUGGGCAUCAUUUAAAAAACUAGUCACUCCUAAAAAGCGGCCAAAAAGACCUUCAGAAAGUGAUAAAGAAGAAGAAGUUGAAAAGAUUAAGACCUCUACUAUGUCCUCUACUGAUAGUGCUGGUUCAGUUGAGAAUCAAGAAGAAGCCAAAGAAAAUGGCGAAGAACAAAAACUUGAAAAGAGUACAGAAGAAAAUAAGAAAAAAGUUGACAACUCAGUGUCAUGGGAAGCAUUAAUUUGUGUUGGCUCUGCUAAGAAAAGAGCAAGAAAGACAUCUGAUUCAGAUGAUGAAACACAAAAAAACAUUGACGAGAAUAAAAAAAUAGAGGAAGAAGUUGAUAAAAGUAAAGAGCAUGAAUCAGAAGAUCCUAUUGUUAGCUCACAAGAAAAGGAACAAGUAAAUGAUAUCCCCUCACCUGACCAAUCAACAAGCCCUACUGAAGGAGAUGGGGGAUCAACUUGGCAGUCCUUUAAAAGACUGGUUAUUCCAAGGAGAAAAUCAAGAACAAGGGCAGAGGAGAAAACUGAAGAAACAACUGCAGUGUCCAAUACUGAGCAGCCAACUUCAGAUGGAGAAACUGGAAAGGAAGAAGGAUGGGUGUCAUUUAAAAAAUUAAUUCCUGGGCGUAAAAAGAAAAAGUCAGAUGGCAAACAGGAACCAGCUACAAUAAGUGAUACUGGAAAAUCAACAGAAGGAUGUGAGGCAAUGGAAGAUGAUGCUGAUGUACCGGCAGUAGUUCCACUGUCUGAGUUUGAUGCAGCUGAGCAGGAAAAGCGGGAAGCUCAGCAGAAGGAAGACACUUUGAAUGAUGUCUCAAAAGAUGAAGUGAAAACACCAGAGGUUAACUCAGAAGGCCUUAUUCAUGCAAUUACUGUAACUGUUGUUGAGGGAGAGAGAGCUGUUACCAGUCUGGAAGACAGGGCUCCCUCUUGGAUAAGUGCAAAUGUUACAGAAACUGUUGAGCAAGCAAAUGAACUUACAGAGCCUAAUACCAAAGAAAGAAUAAAGUCUGAAAUUACAGUAGAAGAAGCUUUUAUUUUUGGUGAAGUUUCACAGAUGGUAGGAUCAGGAAACACUAUAAUUAAUGAGGUGGAGUUAACUUCAGAAGCUCUAACUGCUCUCGAAGAAGCAAUUGAAUAUUCAUGUGCAGAAGAGACAACUGAAAUGAUAUCUGCUGCUUCACAGUUAGACGACUCCUUUACACCCACUGAAGAAGUUACUCCCAUUCCAGAGGAAGAUGAAGGUAGCCAGAGUUUGGAUAUGCCAGAAAAGCAAAUGGAUCCAGUCCUUGAUGAAGCCACAGAAUUGACAGAACAGUCUAUUCUAUCUUUGGAUAAAAUACAGCUUAAUGAAAGCAUAAGCACUUCUGCUGAAGAGCAUGAUACAAAAGUUGAUAAAAUAGAAGAAGCAAAUAUCUGUAUUUCCUCUAAGCAGGAUGAAGAAAGCACCAUUUUUUCAGAUGAGCAGAUUGAAGAAUGCACCCCCGUGUUAGCAGAGAGGCAUGAUCCAUCAGAACUUAAAUCUGUCGUAGAAAGUAAUGGAGCUGACCCAGUUUCUGUUGUGGAGCACAUUAUUGAAGAUGCUGUUAUUGAGCUAGUUAAGGAAAGAUAUUUGUCUUCAGAUCAGGCUGAUAUAUAUGCCCAAGUAGACACAAAGGAACAUCCUACAGAUGCUGUUUUGCUUGAAGUGAACAGAGAAGAAACAAGUGUUGGUUCAGUAGAAGUACAAGAUAGUGAAACUAUCCUUAUUUUAGAUGAAAGCCAAGCUGAUAAAAUAGUUGAUACUGCACAGAAACAGUCUGAAAGUAUUCUUGUUUUGUCUGAAGAGAAGGUUGAAGAAUGUGCUAUAAUGUCAGAAGAUCACAAGACUGCCUCAGUUCAUCCAAAAUGCCAAUUCGAAGAAGUCACAUCUGUUUCAACAGAAGAUGAUGCUCUCCCUGUAAAAGAGCAGGUCGACAACUCAAUUUCUGCUGUGAAGCUUGUAGAUGUUGCAGCUGAGCAGACUGUUGAAAAAAGUAUUCCAACUUUGGAACAGCUAAAAGAAUUGAGCGAAGAGCAAUCUAGUUCUAUUAGUGUCUCUACUGUUCAUGAAGAGCAAGUUAAAGAAGCUGCUCUCAUAUCAGAUGAGCAAGAAACCAUAGAACAUCCACAUGCUUCAGAGGACAUAGAAACUAAAGAAGGUGCAGCUGAGGAGCAGGUUGAAGAAAAGUCACUCAUCUAUGAGGAAGUUACAGAAAGUGCCCAGGUUGAAGAAUGUUCUCUGGUUUUUGCAGAGACACAGACGAAAGAAAGUGUCUCUAUUUUGGAAGAGGAGCUGGCUAGAAAAAGUGACCCAGUGAAGCCACUGGAGCAGUCAGGUAUCACCCUUGCUACUGUGGAAGACACCACAGAAAGUGCUAUUUUUGCUGAUAAGGAGGAGACUGCAAAAAGUGUCAAAAUUGGUACAUCUGCAAAGGCUGCUCUUAAUGCUCUAUUUGAGAAUGACAAGCAUUCUUUAGAGGACGUAUCCAGUGAAGUUGAAAAGCAAGUUUCGGAAUGUUCAGCAGUUAUCUUUGAUGAACAGGCUGUAGAAGCUGCACAGUCCACAGAGAAAGAACAAGUUGCAAAAAGUCCCACACCUGUUGCAACAGCAUUAACUGAAGAAAUUGCUUCUUUAGUUGAAGAGGCUGUGAAGGAAGAAAAAAAUGCAGAAUAUCCACACAGUGAGACACAGAUUUCAGAGAUUCCCUCAAGUCUGCCUAUAGAUCAGACCAAGGAAGUUACCACUCCAGCUGAGAAAUAUGAUACAGAAAUCAUACUUGAUGAAACUGAAAAGCAGGCUAUGGAAAGUGUUUCUGUCUUAUCUGGAGAACAGGAAGUAGAAAAUUUUAACACUAUUGUCGAAGAGGAAGUUUCAAAAAGUGCCUUUAUUGCAGGUGUGGAGCAAACUGCAGAAAGUUGGACAACUGCAAGUGAGGAGCAAACUAGAGAAUGUACCACCACUGCAGAUGAUGUGCAGGCUGUAGAAUGCAAUGCCAUAACUGUUGAUGAACCAAGUGAAGAAAAGCCUUCUGCUACAUCUCUGGAGCAUUCUGCUGAAACUGUCUCUGUCUCUUUAGAAUGUCCAAUCACUGCAAAAGAGGUACAAGCAGAGAUUGCCAUCCUAGUUGCUGAUGAACAGGUUGCAGAAGGAGUCCUCAUUGCUGUUGAGGAGCAUACUACAGAAAGUGUUGGGAAUGUUGCUGGGGAGAAGACUGAAGAAAGUGAUAUGACUUUGCCAAAGGAAUCUGAAGAAAUUGUUGCAUUUGAGGAUUAUGAUGCAGAAAGUGCACCCAGUUUGGCUGAGGAUCAGGCUGGAGAAAGUGCCCUCACAACUGCUGAGGAACAAGCUGAAAGUGUCUGUGCAGCACUGGGGCAGGAAAAUGAAACUGCCAUCUCUGAUUCUGAGGUACAGAUUGCAGCUGCAGUAGCCGAGGAACAGGCUACAGCGCGUGUCACCCUUUCAGAUGAUGAGCAAAGUGCAGAAGGUGUCACCCCUGCUGCAGAACUGCAGAUUGCAACAGGUAUCACCCUUGCUACUGUGAAAGACACCACAGAAAGUGCUAUUUUUGCUGAUGAGGAGGAGACUGCAAAAAGUGUCAUCAGUGUAGCUGAGGAAAGUAUCUCUACUGCAGUUGAGGAAAGUUCCACUGUGGCUAUAGAACAAGCUUCUGAAAGUGUAUCAGCUGUUGCUGUGGAGCAUAUUAAGGAUAUUAUUAUUACUGCUGAUGCUGAAGAGCAGAUUGAAGAAAAUGCAAGUGCUGGGGAGCAGUCUGCAGAAGUUACUGCCACUCUGGUUGAAGAAACAGCUACAGAAAAUGCUUCUGCUGCAUUACUGGAGGAGGCCACAGAAAGUGCCUCUAUUGUUGAUAGCGAACCAAAUGUAGAAAAUGCCAUUAGUACUGAUGAGGACCUGGCUACAGACAUUGCCACACCAGCUAUUGAGGUGCAAGUUUCACAAGAUGUUAUUACUGGUUCUGAGGAGCAAACGGAACAAAGUGCUGUCUCUUUUACUGAGGCACUGACUGCAGAAAGUGUUACAACUUUAGCUGAGGAAACAUCUACAGAAUCUACUGCUGCUCCAAUUGAGGAGCAGGCUGACACAAGUCUAACUGGUGUUGUCGAUAAGCAAGCUGAAGAUAAUGCCACUACUCAUACAGAAGAGCAGGUAGUAGAAAUCACUGCCAAUAUAACUAAGGAAUUAUCUGGAGAAAGUACCCUUACUGAAGUUGAAGUACAGGUUAUAGAAAGUGCCUCUGUUAAAACUGAAGAGCAGUCUUCAGAUGUGGAGCAAAGAGUGGAAAAUGACUCAGCGCCUGCACCUGAAAAUGAUGUCUAUACUGCACCUGUUGUAACUGAGAAAGUAGCAACUGUCUUAGCUGAAGAAAAUACAGAUGAAAGUAACAACGUGUUGACUUUUAAUGCUGAUGUGGAUGCCCCAUGUUCAGUAGAUCUGAAUGAUGUAGAUCAGCAAGAGAAAAAUUUUGCUAUGACUGUGGAAAAGACCCCGGAAGAAAUGGUUGAUGGAAUAGAUCUUCUAGCAAACGAAGUCCCCCAAAUUGUUAAUGAAACCAUCCCUGUGGUUGCAGAGGAGCAAAGCAUGGAAAAGGUGCCGGUAAACAUAUCAGAGGAAUUAACCCUAGACUCUGUUGUUUUGGGAGGGAACCUUGAAUCUACUGCACUUCAAGUGCCAGAGGAGGAAGUGUCCGUGUGCAAACAAGAGACUGUGCCAGAACCAACCAUCUAUUCAAUGCCUGUUGAAGAACAAUCUGCUACUCUUCCUGAGGACACUGUGACCGAGGUCACAAAUAUUCCCGAGUUUGAAAGUUCUGAGGCUAUCAAAGCAUGUGAGACAGUUACUACUGCAGCUGUACAAGAGCAGAUCUUAGCAGAGACUGUUAUGUCUAUUGAGACAUCAGCAGAUACCACAGAAGCUUGUGAAACAGCAAAUGAUGCAGAUAACCUUAAUGAGACCUCUGGGGCUCUACAUACAGUUGUUACAGUUGUACAGUCUGUAUCUCAAAAAGCAGCAGCUAUUGUUGAUGCAGCAAUUGAAGCAGCCGCAAGCAGUUUAGUUGUAGAGGCUGCUGCCAAUGAAAAUACUUUAGAGGAAAAUAUACCAGAAAAUGGUGUUUUCGUUCAUGAAGCCGUCUCUGUUUGCACACAAACAAAUGCUAAUGAAGACAACCUUUUCCAAACCACCAUUAUCAGUACUGUCUCAGUACAAACGAUUACUGAAACAUCAGUGGAAAAGACUGAAGAAAUUGUUCAGGAGAUUCACACUGGGGAUAGUGUAGAACACAAGCAUAGCUUACUGGUUGAUGAGACUGUACCUGUUUCUGCUCAGUUUACAGAAGAAGUAGUGAGGGCUGAGAAGAGCCAGGAUAUGCAGGAAACAUCUGAACCCGUUACUGUAGCCAUUUCUACUGGAUUACAUGAUGGCUGUGUCUUGCAAGAAGAGGAUAAAGAAACUACACCUGUACACGUGCAUGAGAAAUCCUUAAAACCUGCAGACAGUGAGUGUACAGAGCAAGUGACUGUGCAGAUUACGCAUACAGAAAGUGAAUCCAGCAUGUCCAUCAACAAACCAGUAGAAGAAGAAAUUGUCUCUCAGGACCAUGCAGAGUUGAAUACACAAGCAGACUCACAAACUGUGGAAUCCUGAGACAAAAGGCAAGCUCUCAACACAUCAAGUUACAUUGAACCUGAAAGCUGCUUGUGUUGCCAUUAACACAGAACAUGUAACUAGAUUAAGGCGUCUUCCAAAGAUACUGGAUUAUAAGAACACCAUCCAUCUGACCUCCUCUUGGAAUGGAAUGUACAUUGUUAGACAAUCCUGAGGUGUCAUCAGGAGCUUCAGACAGAACUGUCCUUUACUCCUAAAUAAAAUUCUCAUUUGAUGGCCAAAAUGUAAGGAGCGAUCAGAAGGAUAAUCAGUAGCCAUUCAAGGCAUUUCAGAAGUUUGUUGGGUGUCAAAAACCUGAAAGGGUCCAAAUGAUUAGUGCACCAUUGUAAAUGGGUGGAUUAUUCCAUUAUUAUGAGACUUCCAAAACUGGAGUGGGGAUAGAUAUGUAUUUAUGUGUAUAUCUCAUUUUAUUGUAUAUUUUCUUUUCAGUUAUAUAUAUAUAAAUAUAUUAAAGAGGAAGAAAACAGCAAGCAAACAGAUAGUUAAUGCUGUUAGCACAGUCUAUAGGCAUGACUUUUGUAUUGUCCUUAGAACACCUCUGUUUAUUAUUAUUUACUUUGUUUAUUAUUAGCACAAAUAAAAUACCAUUGAACUUUAUUUGCAUAAAGAAAAUGUUUGCUGUUUUUCUUCCUUCAUUAACAACAUUUCUGUAGAAGUUAUUGUUUACUAUGACAUUUAAAUUAUUACCCACAAUUACUAUGAAUAAUACACCUAUAUUAUGUGCACUAUAAAGUUUAUUAAGACACCUGC